GUCAAAGCUGGCGCAACAUGAGCAAGUCAUACUGUAUGAACAUAACCUUGUAAGCCGAACGUAAAAUCAGUCCUGUUAUUCGCUUGUUUCCCUUGUAUUUUCAGUUUUUGUUUCGUGCAAUGGAUCUAAGUUUGAACACUUACUACGACUGUACUCUGUGUACCAGAAAAGGGAUCAGUCAAUCAAGAUUGCUCAAACAUCAUAUGAAAUGGCAUCGCAACAUUCCGUAUCAAAUGGGCCAGUUCACAUUGGCCAAAACCAUGCAAAAUCACUUCCAGUGCAAAGUGUGUCGAAGCAUAAUCGAUGGUCCGGACCGAGAGGAGCAUCAACGGAAAAGUCACCCAAUGUUCAAAACGCACACGGGUUUGUACGAUGGUGUGAAUAUUACGCGCGAUCUAAAGUUGGGUGUGGAAAAUUGGUCCAAUAAUAAAGAGGUAAAUUGUACACGCUGCAAUACAAAAGUCCAUCAAAAAGGCUUCAUGGAACACAUCCAACGCAAUCAUCCAGAUUGGUUGAUGCCAUCGUUCAGUACGGCACCCAUUGCUCAGCCACCAUUCAAUACUACACCCAUUGCUCAGCCACCGUUUUGUUCGAUGCCACCGUUCAGUACCGCACCCAUUCCUCAGCCACCAUUCAAUAGUAUACCCAUUGCCCAGUUGCCGUUUUGUGCGAUGCCAUCGUUCAGUACGGUACCCAUUCCUCAGCCACCAUUCAAUACUACACCCAUUGCUCAGCCACUGUUUUGUUCGAUGCCAUCGUUCAGUACCGCACCCAUUCCUCAGCCACCGUUUCAUUCGAUGCCGCCGUUCUAUCGCCAACCAAAGAAAGAAGAAGUAGCUAACAUGCCACCGAUUGCGACUAAAACGCCAAAAGAGGAACACAAUAUUGCCAAUGCUCACAUGGGUACAGUUCAACCAGUUUUGGAGCCGCAAGGCAUCAACAAUAUGUUUGCCGUUCAACAAAGUCUCGCAACCGCAAAGGAUUCAAGCUCAACCAAUUAUUACGAUUGUACUAUGUGCAAAACGAUGGGAAUUCCCGAAAUAGAUUUGGUCCGCCAUCACAAGAAAUUCCAUCGAAGCAUUCUGUAUCAAGUGGACCGAUACACAUUGGCUAAAUCGAUCCAACAUCAAUACCAAUGCAAAAUUUGUCUUGACAUCGUCGAUGGUUCACAACGAGAUUUGCAUCAAGAAAAAAAUCAUCCAAUGUUCAAAUCGUUUUCGGGUUUGUUUGAGACUCUGUACUUAACUCGCGAUAUAAGUUCAGGUCUGGAGAGUUGGUCAAACAACAAAGAUGCAACAGAGUUCGAGUGCGUGUGCUGCAAAAACAAAGUCCAUCACCAAAGCUUUGUUAAGCACAUGCAAGUCUAUCAUCCGAAACGUUUGAAGAAAUCUUACAUAAAAUCCUUGGCGAUCGACGCACAAAAGAAGGAGGACGACGCUGGAAUGAUACCGAUUGAAGAGGUCAAGAGGCUGAAUUUGGUGGGAACAGACGAAAAAGACGAACCCGAAAAAAAUGAGCCAGCAGAAGAUGAAGACAACGGUGCCAAGGGAAUAGAGCCGGACGACGUCAGAAAGUUUUUUGAUUGUCUUCUUUGCAAAAAGCCUGAAAUUCCUGAACGACAUCGUCUAAAGCACCAAGAAAAAUUCCAUCCGGAAACUCCAUAUCGACCCGGGAUGUACAUUUUCACCAAGGCCACCCAGAAAAUGUUUCAAUGCAAAGUGUGUGAUGUUAUACUCGCUGAGCAGAAGCAAGAUGAGCAUAAACGAACCUAUCAUCCGAUGUUUAAAGAACGUCAAGAUUUGUUUGAGAGCCUCUUGUUGGUCAACGAUCCAAAGCGUGGCGAACAAAAAUGGGUUGGCCAUAAAGACGCACAUAGAGUGAAAUGCCAUCGAUGUAAACAUCAAUUCAACAAAAAUCUAUUCCUCAGACACUUUCAACGUAAACACAAGAAAUUUGUGCAUUUGAUGCACGUCAAGGAAUCGGCGAACUUUGAUGGAGAAGGAAAUUCCAAAUGAGGUGAAACAAGCAGCAAUCGAUUCUGACCGUUGAACCAUCAAUCUGAAGGCAAAAUCGCAACUAAUGAACCCAUUGCUAUCGUCGUUGAUAAACCCAUCGCAUAGAAGCAUAAGAAAACUGUGCAGACACGAUACCAAAUCGAAGAAAAAUAUGGCAUUUUUUCAUCAUUUUCUGAGCAUUAUGCUAAGUAGCAAUAGCGAUCACAGACAAAAUUCAAACUCAAUAUCCUACCCAUUAUUCAAUUUAUUUACAAUUUAUGACCUAUUUUCCAUUUCUUUUCAUAUUUUAGUUAAGAGUUCUUUUCCGAUAUCUAAAAAAAAAUAAAAAAAUAUUUAGAUUUAAAAGCAAAAUAAAUGACUUGACCAAUUUUUGGCGACAAAAUUUCACACAAAUUUAAAAAGUUGAAACUUUUCCACAAAGAAUGACAAUUCAACCAAAAUAUGAUACAUGUUACAAUUUUGCGUCUUUCGAAUAAAUUGUGUUGAAAGAAUA
This is a messenger RNA of Sitodiplosis mosellana (orange wheat blossom midge), 2508 nucleotides long. RefSeq lists its product as uncharacterized. NCBI's taxonomy places the organism in Eukaryota, Metazoa, Arthropoda, Insecta, Diptera, Cecidomyiidae. The transcript has 2 exons. The record is from RefSeq and is a predicted model, not a curated record. The coding region runs from base 120 to 2015 and encodes 631 amino acids.